CUUUAGCUUCUCAGCAAACAGGCCUCCCAAGCUCUUGCCCCUCCCUCUCGGGCCUUUCUAGCUCCUCACCAGCUUUAGGGCUCAACCAGGCCUCCUGCUCCUUCCACCUACCGCCUCCCACAGACCAGCAGACAACAGGCCUCCUAGGCUAUUCCUGCUCACUCCCCUGCCCUACCCCACCCAUGGAGGCCCCAGGGCUGACUGUGCACGGGGAAGCUGCGCCCUUUUCCACAGCACUCCGAAGCCUCAUCAACAACCCCCUAUACAGUGAUGUUCGCUUUGUGGUCGGUCAAGAACGGCAGGAGGUGUUUGCCCACCGGUGCUUGUUGGCAUGUAGAUGCAACUUCUUCCAGCGACUUCUGGGCUCAGAGCCGGGCCCCGGGGUGCCUAGCCCUGUGGUACUGAGCACCGUGCCAGCUGAGGCCUUCCUGGCAGUUCUGGAGUUUCUGUACACCAACAGUGCCAAGCUGCACCGCCACUCCGUGCUGGAGGUGCUGACAGCGGCUGUGGAGUAUGGGCUGGAGGAACUGCGAGAGCUGUGCCUGAAGUUUGUGAUGAAGGUGCUGGAUGUGGAGCUGGUUUGCGAGGCCCUGCAGGUGGGUGUUGCUGGACAGGCUUGCAGGUGGUCCCCCCGUGGAGGGCCGGGCUACAUGGCCCCUCCAGUCUCAACCCGACCUCCCUCAUUCUGCUCUCAGAUUGCCGUAUCUUUUGGCCUGGGACCGCUGCAGGAGCGCUGUGUAGCUUUCAUAGAGGCCCACAGCCAGGAGACCCUCCGGACCCGUGGUUUCCUGGAGCUGUCGGCACCCGCGUUGCUGCUCCUGCUGCGCAGCGACAAGCUCUGCGUGGAUGAGGCCGAGCUGGUCCUGGCAGCCCGGAGCUGGGCGCGCGUGGGCGCGGCGGUGCUGGAGCAGCCUGUGGCCGAGGUGGCGGCCCCGGUGGUGCGGGAGCUGAGACUGGCCUUGCUGGCUCCGGCAGAGCUGAACGCCCUGGAAGAGCAGAACCGGCGGGAGCCGCUCAUCCCGGUGGAACAGAUCGUGGAGGCGUGGAAAUGCCAUGCUCUGCGGAGAGGGGAUGAGGCCCGGGGCGCCCCGUGCCGCCGCCGGAGGGGUACCCUGCUCCGGGAGCAUCAUCGCUUUCUGGACCUGCCCUUUAAGUGACCAAAUGCCGCGACUUGCGAGGAAUUCUGGGCCUCUCCUAAACUACAGCUCCCAACAUGCUCCGCGCUCGGAGCGGGUUUCCGCUCCCAGAAUGCCCGGCUAGCGGGGCGCGGAGGGGCGGCAGCCUGACACGCGCAGGCGCUGUGGGUGAGGUUCCGGGGGAGGGCGGGCCUGAGCGGCGAGUCAAUGGGCUGAGCCUUGGUUUCAAGGCCCUCGGUAAGCCGGGAAGUGGGUUCCUUCGCGCUGUGCUCUGGCGUUACAGCUGGCCCUUGGGCACUCUCGCCCGCCCUGUUUACUCUUUUAAUUCCCACAUAUUGUUUCAGCUCAGCCCCUUCUUUAACUCCAGACCUGCCUCCUGACGAUCUCUCUCUGAAUGUCCCACAGACACCUCAGACUCAAUCCAAAAUUGAGCUCGCCCCCUCAUCUUUCUCCAGUUUUACCCCCAUCGUGUUUCUCAUUUCCGUGGGUGCUCGAGCCAGAAGUCUACCGCCCAUCCUUGCUUUAUUCCUCUUCCUCACAUCUGCCUCCCGUGGCUUCUGUCUUUUAAGAGGCUGAAAGUUAGCAGAAUAUGCCACCCCAAAAUAUGCCUUUUUGGCAUAAGGUUAUUUUAAGCUGAUUAUUUUGAGAAAAGGGAGAAGUUUUGAAAACAGAGAAAUUACCCUUUUGUAAGGGAAAUUUUUAGAAUGGAAAUCUCCAUUUGUAAGGGUGUCUCCCUUUCUGUACCAGGAUGACUAACAGGAGAAACUUCCAGUGAAGUCAGUGAAAUCUGCUUAAUAAAUCUUAUCCUUGCUUUUCGUGCUUUUUCCUGAUGGCCUUCCUAUAAGUGGCCCCCCCACAGUUUUCUUUCUAUUGUUGUUAGCUGAAGGAGGUAUUUAAGCAGGUAUUUUAGGCCACCUCAGGGAGUUACUCAUUUUCCCCUGUGUAUCUCCCAUGUAUACAUGAGAUAUACAUGCUAAUAAACUUCUGGGUUUUUUUUGUUUUCUCUUGUUAAGAUGUCUUAUUACAAAGGUCUCAGCCAAGAGCACAGAGAGUAGAGAGAAAAUUUUUUUUCCUCUCCUACAAGAUCUUUCCAGUUGGUUCAGUUCUCUCAGCUCAGUUCAGCCAGUCCUAUCUGUGGCAGGAAUCACUGCCACAGGCUCUUAUUAAUCCUCCUGCCUUCACUCCAGCAGCGACCCCCUCCCCAACCAUUUCCCACACUGCUGCCAGACUUGUGUAUUGUCAGCCCUACUCUCCUUAUUAAGUUCCUCAACAUUCCCACUGCUCUCAGUACAAAAUAAAAUCUAUUUCACUUUUAGGGAACUCAAAAUUACUAGUGGUUCCAAACAUUAGCAACUCUUUUCUCAACUACUGCCUUUGCAUAAAUUCACUGGUCCUGAAGGCAAUGGUCCUCCAGCUCUGGAUUUACUUUCUUGGUUAUUGAAGACUCCCCAUGCUCCCCUUUCAUUUGUUACACAUUUUUGUCUUCUUGAGAAUAUGAAUCUCCCUGGAGAAAGAUCUCUGGGGCCUGGAGUGGUGCCUUAUUCAUUUCUACUUCCCCAGUCCCUGUCACAUAAUCAGUGCUCUGUAAAUGUUCAGUGACGACUUUGCUUUCUUACUUAAAUGUUAUUUUAUUCCAUUAAGGUACUAUCAGUGUGCGGCUUCCCUGG
Molecule: messenger RNA, 2803 nt
Organism: Kogia breviceps (pygmy sperm whale)
Lineage: Eukaryota; Metazoa; Chordata; Mammalia; Artiodactyla; Physeteridae
Source: RefSeq, a predicted model, not a curated record